Messenger RNA from Eimeria necatrix, 528 nucleotides. RefSeq lists its product as hypothetical. The coding region runs from base 1 to 528 and encodes 175 amino acids. NCBI's taxonomy places the organism in Eukaryota, Apicomplexa, Conoidasida, Eucoccidiorida, Eimeriidae. The transcript has a single exon. The record is from RefSeq and is a predicted model, not a curated record.
AUGUCCUGCCCCCCGCAAGAGGAGCAGCAGCAGCAGCAGCAGCAGCAGCAGCAGCAGCAGCAGCAGCAGCAGCAGGACGUCGACGGCAGCGCGGAAACGCGCCAGCCAACGGCUGCACACCCCGCUGCAGCAGCAGCAGCAGCAGAAACAGCAGCAGGAGCAACAACAACAACAACAGCAGCAGCAGCAACAACUGCAGCAGCAGCAGCAGCAACAACUGCAGCAGCAGCAGCAGCAGCAAGUCUGCUUCCUUGGCAGCAGCGCACUGCUGCUCUCGUGACCGACUCGAGCUCGGAGGGCGCCCUGUCGCCGCGCGCGGCAGCAGCAGCAAAACAAGCAGCAGCAGCAGCAGCAGCAGCAGCAGCAGCAGCAGCAGCAGCAGCACCUUUUUCUUUCUUUGUCAAGAAGCAGCAAACAAGGGCCAUGCUGCUCGCCAGGGGCCCCCCAGGCCGCCCUUUAGCUGCCAGCCAGCGGCUGCCUCUUGCUGCUGUGCUGCAGUGCCUGGCGGUGGUUUGGCAGGCCGCCUAA